Molecule: messenger RNA, 1550 nt
Organism: Numida meleagris (helmeted guineafowl)
Lineage: Eukaryota; Metazoa; Chordata; Aves; Galliformes; Numididae
Exons: 3
Source: RefSeq, a predicted model, not a curated record
ACAGUCGCAGGCAGCAACGAGGAUUGGCGGAGCGCUGCGUCACACCGGUGUCUUCUCCUUGCACACAGGUUUCAAAAGGAGUUUGUAGCCAAACCACCACCUGGGAAAUACCGCAAGCGCUCCGCAGACGUCCCUGCGGAGGGGAAGCCAAAGAAAGAAGAGGUUUUGCAACCUCUUGUGGAGGGCAAGACAGUGAGAUUUGCUGGACGCCCCACCUUCAUCAAACGCUUGAGCACUGCAAGUAUAGAGGGAGGACACUUCGAAAGAAUAAGGAGCUUGCUGAUGAAGGAGAGCUCCGCAUCCAGGCUGCUGCCAGCGAUCCGAGGAGUGCCUGAAGCCCAAAAGCAGCUGGCGACCUGCCAGCUGCAGGGCCAAGCAGGAACUGAAGGCCAGGAAGACGUGGGCCAAGCACACGGAACAAAACAUGUGAGGUUCCAUGAAGAUGAUCGAGAAGCAGACCGUGGAGCACGGAAAAUGAAGAAAGCAAAGGCCUCGUACCCUCUGAUCUCCGGGAGGCCUUUUAACAAAGAUAAGAGAUCUUCAUUGAGGGCUGAGGCUAGCCUUUCCAAGGAGUCCAAAGGCAGACCAUCCAGGCUCCCACUUCUGGCUCGUGACUCAGUCAAACUGCUCAGGCAGAGGGCAAAGAAGGUCAGGCUAGCAGAGGAAAAACCUGAGGGGAUGGCAGCAUCCACAUCUCAUUGCGAGUCCAGCCUGCCAACGGAGUCCUCCACGCACAGAUCUGGAUUGCUGCCACCCAUACGCCAAGGAGCGGGGACUCCGAAGGAUCAGCCUCCAAAGACCAAAGCUUCCAACAGCAGGCAGGGGACACCCGGCCCAUGCUGAUGUGGGCAUGGGCUGUCCUGGACAGACGGAGCUCCACGUGAGGCUGCAAAACCCUGCUGCUGGACGUGUUCUCGGCAAGGGAGAAAGAGAGGGAGAGGAAUGGCUGCCCUCCCCUCCCCUCGGUGUGCUGACCCAAAGCCACCCCCAGGGUCUGCAUGUGGGCAAAGAAUUCCCUAAGCCUGCACUCUCCCUUCUGCUUUCCGACCGCGUGGAAAGAGAUUGAGAAAAAUAAAAGCAAUGGUCUUAUAGAGUUCUGUGGUGGAGUUUUUAUUUUAUUAUUUUAUUUAUUAGUGCUCUUUCACGGGAAUGAGGAUGGAGGGCUUCACAGUUGGGCUGUGAAAUCAGUCCACCAUGCAGCUGGGAGCGGGGCUCCAACGGGGACCUUUCCUCAACACCUUUUUCCUUUGUCAGCACUUUUUCCAUCUGAGAAAUGGAAACCCUCCACUUUUUCCAUCUUUCCACCGUUCUCAUGGCCUCGGUAGAAGGGAAUGUCCCUUGCUCAAGAUGGGGAGAAGGGGAAAGGGAAAGGGGAAAGGAGAGGAUGUGAGCGUAGCUGGAGAGAAACAGAGGCCACUAGAGAACAGUUGUUCUCCCCCAUUUAAUGACAUGAGAAUCAGUUUCACAGAUGCUGUCUGUAGAGUGUGUAUCACCGAGCAGAACAGCAGUGGAAGCUUGAGCACUAGCAAACUGGUGACUGCCCCAGCUCC